AUGGCCGGAGGCAAGGGAAAGUCAUCGGGAGGCAAGUCCUCUGGAGGAAAGGUUGGCGCCGAUAGUGGAAAGAAGCAACAGAGCCACUCAAGCAAGGCUGGUCUUCAGUUUCCCUGCGGACGUGUCAAGCGUUUCUUGAAGAACAAUACCCAAAACAAGAUGCGAGUUGGAGCCAAGGCUGCUGUCUACGUUACUGCUGUCCUCGAAUAUCUGACUGCUGAAGUUCUCGAGCUUGCAGGAAACGCCGCCAAAGAUCUCAAGGUCAAGCGUAUCACUCCCCGCCACCUGCAACUUGCCAUUCGCGGCGACGAAGAACUCGAUACCCUUAUCCGUGCGACCAUUGCCUUUGGUGGCGUCCUUCCACAUAUCAACAGAGCUCUUCUCUUGAAGGUCGAGCAGAAGAAGAAGACCAAGAUUGAGGUUUAG
Mollisia scopiformis is the source of this 426-nucleotide messenger RNA. RefSeq names its product histone-fold-containing protein. The coding region runs from base 1 to 426 and encodes 141 amino acids. NCBI's taxonomy places the organism in Eukaryota, Fungi, Ascomycota, Leotiomycetes, Helotiales, Mollisiaceae. Gene Ontology annotation, cellular component: nucleosome. Gene Ontology annotation, molecular function: protein heterodimerization activity; DNA binding; structural constituent of chromatin. The record is from RefSeq and is a predicted model, not a curated record. The transcript is spliced from 3 exons.